GCUGGUUGGAGGUUCUCGCUGCUCUGGGAGGUUAGAGAUUCUUCAUGAUCAGACGUGGAUGUCAGUGUGUGACGCUGCCUUUGACCAGCAGGAUGCAGAGGUUGUGUGUAGAGAGCUGGACUGUGGGGCUCCUGUACAGGUGCUGAGAGCUGCUGCUUUUGACAAAGGAGACGCUCAGAUGUGGACACAAGAGAUUCACUGCACAGGAAAUGAGAGUCAGAUUCACCUCUGUCCAACGUCACCAGCAGAGGAAAACAACUGUUCACAUGACAAUAGUGUUGAACUGCUUUGUGCAGAAAGUUUAAAAGUGAGAUUGGUUGAUGGGAACAGUCCCUGUGCUGGUAGAGUGGAGGUUCUUCAUCGAGGUCAGUGGGGAACUGUGUGUGACAUGUUCUGGGAUUUGGCUGAUGCUGCAGUUGUGUGUAGAGAACUGGACUGUGGAGAACCUGUAGAUGUUUUGGGUGAUGCUUAUUUUGGACCAGGAUCUGGACCAACCUUGAUGUCAGUUCCGAUGUGUAUUGGAUCAGAGUCAACACUGAAGAACUGUGGGUCAUGGGCAUGGGGUAAACCUGUGUGUGCUCACAAUGAAGAUGCUGGAGUCAUUUGUUCAGGUCAUAAACAUUCCAGGCUCGUCAAUGGAUCUCACCUGUGCUCUGGGAGGUUAGAGGUGGCUCAUGGGAACACUUGGAUGUCAGUGUGUGAUGCUGCCUUUGACCAGCAGGAUGCAGAGGUUGUGUGUAGAGAGCUGGACUGUGGGGCUCCUGUACAGGUGCUGAGAGCUGCUGCUUUUGACAAAGGAGACGCUCAGAUGUGGACACAAGCGAUUCACUGCACAGGAGACGAGUCUUAUAUAUUUUUCUGUCCAACAUCAUCUUCUCUCAAAGACAGUUGUACCAAUGGAAACAUUGUCGGAUUAAUCUGUUCUAGUUAACUAUCAAUUUACCAUGUCUUUUUUUCGUAAAGUAUAUCUCUUUCUGUAAACUGCAUUACACUUUGUUUCUAAUCCCUUUGUUUUUUGUCUAGGUUACACUGAUCUCAGACUGGUCAAUGGUCCUGACUCCUGUUCUGGUCGAGUUGAACGUCAGUACUACAGUAAAUGGGGCACAGUAUGUGAUGCAUGCUGGGAUAUGAGAGCUGCCAGUGUCCUCUGUAAACAGCUGAAUUGUGGGAUUGCUGUGUCUGUUGUGGGAUCAGACUGGUUUGGAGAGGGAAGUGGUGAAAUCUGGGCUGAUGUGUUUAAUUGUGACGGGAAUGAAACAAAACUCUCCGAAUGUUCAAUCUCUUCAUGGAGUCGAGCUGAACGUUCUCAUAGACGAGAUGUUGGAGUCAUCUGCUCUAACUCGUCUCUGGCUCUUCAUGAGGGUCUGGUGCGGUUGUCUGGAGAGAGACAGUGUGAGGGACAGGUGGAAGUUUUGAUCCAGCAGGUAUGGAGGAAGGUUCUGCUGGACUCCUGGAGUCUCACUGAAUCCUCUGUGGUCUGCAGACAGCUGGGCUGUGGCUCUGUGCUCAACUUCUCCGGCUCCUCUUCAUCCAGUCCUGAACACAGUCAUGAGUGUGUGAUGGGCUUCCAGUGCUCUGGGAGUGAAGCUCAUCUGGGGAACUGCAGCUCUCCACAAACUCUCAACUGCAGCUCCACACAACAGCUGUCAAUCACCUGCCUUGGCCGCGGGUCCAUCAGGCUGGUGGGUUCUGGGGGAGACUGUGCAGGGAGGCUGGAGGUUUUUCACAGCGGCUCAUGGGGGACAGUGUGUGACGACUCCUGGGAUAUUAAAGAUGCCCAUGUGGUGUGCAGACAGCUGCAGUGUGGAGUGGCCCUCAGUAACCAGCAGGUACCAGCCUGGUUUGGUCCUGGUUCUGGACCCAUAUGGCUGGAUGAGGUGGAGUGUGAGGGGAAUGAGACGUCCCUGUGGAGCUGCUCUUCUCCAGGCUGGGGAAAACAUGACUGUCAACACAAGGAGGAUGUAGGAGUCGUCUGCUCUGAGUAUAAAGAGAUCAGGUUAACUGAGGGCUGUGAAGGGAAUGUGGAGGUUUUCUACAAUGGAUCCUGGGGAAAUGUGUGCUGGAAUCAGAUGGACAGAGACACAGCGAGUCUGAUCUGUCAAGAGCUGAACUGUGGAAGAUCUAGCAAUGAGCCCAGUCAUUCAGAGGGACUGAAGUCUCAUAAUUGGCUUGAUUAUUUUAAAUGUCGACCACAUGACUUUACUUUAUGGCAGUGUCCAUCUGCACCCUGGAGACUGACUGACAGUAAUAAUGAGGUGGCUGUGAUCACCUGCACAGGCAAGUUCAUUCUGAGUUAAGUUUAAAUAAGGUGGAUAUUUUUGUUUAAAGUGUUAUUACGGCUUCAAACAACUUCCAAUUUUCAGUUAAGUGUUGAAAUUUUAACAUGUUUUAAUCUCAGAGGAGGAAAGUUCUGAGUCUCCUAGGAGUCUUCUUCCCUGUUUUACUUAUUCAUCUCAUCACC
Danio rerio (zebrafish) is the source of this 2461-nucleotide messenger RNA. The record is from RefSeq and is a predicted model, not a curated record. NCBI's taxonomy places the organism in Eukaryota, Metazoa, Chordata, Actinopteri, Cypriniformes, Danionidae.